Molecule: messenger RNA, 504 nt
Organism: Cooperia oncophora
Lineage: Eukaryota; Metazoa; Nematoda; Chromadorea; Rhabditida; Trichostrongylidae
Source: the annotation of a GenBank genome assembly
UUGCGGUGCCCCCUUCGUUUAGACAAAGAGACAUACAGAGAGACGUUAGACAGAGUUCAAUUAACAAAUGUUCGCCUUAUAGAUACGAGCCCCUGCCCAUUGAGUGCAGAGCCGACGCCACUACUGCCCGUCGAACGACCGCAGAACAUUCACGGCAUUAUCGCCAUGUCAUCGGCGCGUAACAUGAACGGACCCGCUGGUGCACGGCCGUUGGUGGCGCUGUUGGAUGGACGUGAUUGCACCAUUGAGAUGCCUUUGCUAAAAGAUGUCGCCACGGUGGCUUUUUGUGAUGCGCAAUCGACGCAUGAAAUUCAUGAAAAAGUGUUGAAUGAAGCUGUCGCUGCGCUCAUGUAUCAUUCGAUUAAACUCGAAAAAGAAGAUCUGGAAAAAUUCAAAGCAUUACGGGUGGUGGUAAAAAUCGGCUAUGGUUUUGAUAAUAUUGAUGUGAAAGCGGCUACUGAAUUAGGUGAGUGUAUAUGUAUUUGCCGCGGGUUCAAAACAUAA